Closterium sp. Naga37s-1 is the source of this 726-nucleotide messenger RNA. The record is from the annotation of a GenBank genome assembly. NCBI's taxonomy places the organism in Eukaryota, Viridiplantae, Streptophyta, Zygnematophyceae, Desmidiales, Closteriaceae.
AUGAAGCAGACAAGACUUGCAAUGGUGAGUGGAUGUGUGGGUGGGUGCUGGAAUGUGGGUGGGUGCUGGAGUGUGGGUGGGGGCGGGAUGGACGCGUGCUAUCAAGUGGAUUGCGGGAAAAGUGCCUCCUGCUCUGUGACAGCCGAUGGCACUCCCAAAUGCUCGUGCAAUGCUACUGGUCACACCUUCAAUGAAGCAGACAAGACUUGCAAUGCUCCCUCUGUGGAACCCACAACAGCCCCGUGUCCCAGGGAUUGCGGACCCGCCAAGUGCGUUGUGGAGGAGGGCAAGGCCCAGUGCAAGUGCCCCUCGGGCCUCGUGUUCAAUGAGGCUGAGAAGACCUGCAGCGAUGCGUCUUAUACUCCUGCGACAGACCCGUGUAAGGCGGGCACACUCAAGUGCGACAAGAACUCGAAGUGCGUUGUGAAGAACGGCCAGGGGAGUUGCGAGUGUGACGCCGGCUACACCAAGAGGAGCGGCCUCUGCACUGCUGUUUGCAAGCGGGCCUGCCCUGUGAAUGCGCAGUGCACGGUGGAGAGAGGAAAGCCGGUGUGUCGGUGCAAGACACGUUUCAAAAUGGAGGGCAACAAGUGCAUACCCGUCUGCACUACUGCCUGCCCUGCGAAUGCGGAGUGCAAGGUGGUGCAAGGGGGAAAGCCGGCAUGUCAGUGCAAGGCAGGGUUCCGAAUGGUGAAUGGCAACAAGUGCACUCGUAAGGGACCUUAA